GUGGAAAGGACUGAAAUGUCCUUCAUAUAAACCGGUGACAAAGUGGCGAGCAGCGGCCCCCGGGAAGCAGAGAUCACAGCCAGCUCAGAGAGAGACAGACACACAGAGAGGAGGAGGAGGAGGAGACCGGAGCACCGAGCACCGCGGACAGGAGCUGGAUACACGGACACACCGGAGAGACACCGAGAGAGAGAAAGAAACACUCAGCCGCAGAAAAACAGAGGAAACUAAUCCGGACGGAGCAUCCUUCACCCCACCGACAGGUGUCUUUUGGCUGCUGAAUUCUCAUCUUUACGUCUGCAGAGAUGGGUGUCACUUCUCGCCCUCUGCUAUUGGUCUGCGCGUAUUUUGCGGCUGCGCUGAUUGGUGGAGCUCACUCGGAGGGGGUGUGUCUUCAAGACGGAAAGCACAAGGCCACGCCCGGCCCCGAGCCACACCUAAGGGAAUGCGGGCUGUACGCUGACAAUAGCUGUUGCACAGAAGAAGAUAUCCAGGAUAUCUCACACGUCCCCUCUGCUGGCAAUAAGAAUGAGCCCUGGGACAAAUGUGGCCCCCUGAGCGCCGAGUGUGAGGGCUUCCUAAAGCGUGUGUCGUGUUUUUACCGCUGCUCCCCCGAUGCCGCACGCUGGCCUCACCCCCACCGCCGCUCGUACAUCCAGGCCGUGCCGCUCUGCCACAGCUUCUGCCGUGAUUGGUUUGAUGCCUGCAGGAUGGACAUGACGUGCGCUCGUAACUGGGCCAGAGACCCCCGGGGACAGAACUGCACUGGAACCUGUGUUCAGUAUCAGCAGAUGUACCAGCACGGCAGGGACCUCUGCGAGAGCCUGUGGGGCGACGCCUUCAUGACGGUGGAGGAUGAGCCAGAGGACGUGGGCGAGGCCGGAGAUGUCGGAGCGGAGGGUGACGGCGGUCGCCCCUGCGGCUGCCUGACCCUCAGUCCCUCAGACAAGGACGUGAUCGCCGCCCUCAGGGCCCAGCAGGACGACCCCGAGGAGCUGGACACCACCAAGACCGGCCUGCCUCAGUACCGGGCCCCGUGCCAGACCAAGCUGCCCCUGCAGGCCAGGAGCGGCAGGAAGGGGAACUCUGUGCUGCGUAAACGCUCCAUCAUCGUGGACGACGUGGAGGGGAGCGGGAGCGGCUUGUAGAGAGGAGCGAUAGACGGCAACAUAUUUAGAGAUUAUUGUCUAGAUCCUAAUCUGUCUCUUGAAACAGAGUUGCUCCUCUGACUAACCGUACCACUCAGACCUAAACUGUCAUUAUCAUCAUAUUCCACGUAUAAUCCCUGCGGUUUGAAAUAAUGAUGUAGCUGCUGAGAGACGUCCAACUCUCCCAAUAAUAGUCAUUUAUUUGAACAACCUAAAUAGCCAGAAUUAAAUAAACAGUAACUAUUAACGAUUUAAAGGUAAAAACCUGAAAUAUUCAAGGGCUCGGACUUUAAUAAUAAAAACGAGUGUUGAUAAAGUCGAGUGUUUUUUCGGCAGAUGCUUUUUACACCCGAGUUUGAAUAGCCAUCAAUGCUAUGUGCACUCGGUGUAAAAAGUGGCUAUGUGCACCCAGCUCACAAUCAGGUUCGUUUGUCACCUCCGUAAUACACGCUAAGCAUACGCGGGAGUGAAAUAUUGUUCUCCACAGGUCAGGGUGAUGUUUAAAACAUAAAAGACACGUUUAAAAACAUGUAAACAUGAAAAAACAAUACAAAACACAUGAAAAACAUGUAAGAAAUGUGUUUUGUACACCCGAGUGAAAAUGGUCACGUGGCUUUUUUCACUCGUGUGUGAAUAGUCAACACGUUUUCAUCGCAAGUCGUCAC
Messenger RNA from Plectropomus leopardus (leopard coralgrouper), 1813 nucleotides. RefSeq names its product retbindin (gene rtbdn). Gene Ontology annotation, molecular function: riboflavin binding; signaling receptor activity; riboflavin transmembrane transporter activity. NCBI's taxonomy places the organism in Eukaryota, Metazoa, Chordata, Actinopteri, Perciformes, Serranidae. The record is from RefSeq and is a predicted model, not a curated record. Gene Ontology annotation, cellular component: external side of plasma membrane.